Messenger RNA from Gastrolobium bilobum, 1804 nucleotides. Its product is annotated as probable pectate lyase 8. The record is from RefSeq and is a predicted model, not a curated record. Gene Ontology annotation, molecular function: pectate lyase activity. The transcript is spliced from 7 exons. Lineage: Eukaryota; Viridiplantae; Streptophyta; Magnoliopsida; Fabales; Fabaceae. The coding region runs from base 1 to 1356 and encodes 451 amino acids.
AUGGCGGUUUCUUCUUCUUCUUCUGCAAAAUGGGUCCUCAAUGCUUGCUUCUUUUUGCUUCUGGUGCUUCUCAUUGGAGAAGCCACGGCCAAUCCAAAGAUCCCUCAGCUCAGGAAUGUUGAAGUUGAAGCAAACAAGUUGAAGAGCUUGAACAACUCAUCAAUGGCGGCGAGGGCAAAAGAAGCUAUGAAAUUAAAUGAGCAUGCUGCAGUGGCUAACCCAGAGGAGGUGGCUUCAAUGGUAGAGAUGAGGAUCCAGAAUAGCACAGAAAGAAGGAAACUGGGAUUCUUCUCCUGUGGAACUGGUAACCCCAUUGAUGAUUGCUGGCGUUGUGACCCCAAUUGGCAACGUAACAGGAAGCGUCUUGCAGAUUGUGGCAUUGGUUUUGGUAGAAAUGCCAUUGGUGGUCGUGAUGGCAAGUUCUAUGUGGUCACUGACCCCAGAGAUGAUGACCCUGUUAACCCCAAACCUGGCACAUUGCGCUAUGCUGUGAUUCAGGAUACACCUCUCUGGAUUGUGUUCCAAAGGGACAUGGUUAUACAGUUGAAGCAGGAGCUCAUUAUGAACAGCUUCAAGACCAUUGAUGGGAGAGGAGCUAAUGUCCACAUUGCUAAUGGAGCAUGCAUCACUAUCCAGUAUAUUACCAAUGUCAUCAUUCAUGGCCUUCACAUCCAUGACUGCAUACCCACUGGAAAUGCCAUGGUGAGGAGCUCCCCGUCACACUUUGGAUGGAGGACAAUGGCUGAUGGAGAUGGCGUCUCCAUAUUUGGCUCAAGUCACAUUUGGGUGGAUCAUAACUCUUUGUCCCAUUGUGCUGAUGGCCUUGUGGAUGCUAUCAUGGGCUCAACAGCUAUAACAAUUUCCAACAACCACUUCACCCACCACAAUGAGGUGAUUCUGCUGGGCCACAGUGACUCUUACACAAGAGACAAGCAGAUGCAAGUGACCAUCGCAUACAACCAUUUUGGCGAGGGACUUAUCCAGAGAAUGCCACGGUGUAGACAUGGAUAUUUCCAUGUGGUGAACAAUGACUACACUCACUGGGAGAUGUAUGCUAUUGGUGGAAGUGCUAACCCCACCAUCAACAGCCAGGGCAAUCGAUACAGUGCUCCUGCUAACCCUUUUGCCAAGGAGGUGACUAAGAGAGUGGAAACAGCUGAAACCGAGUGGAAGGGUUGGAAUUGGAGAUCAGAGGGAGAUUUAUUGGUGAAUGGUGCUUACUUCACCCCAUCAGGUGCUGGAGCUUCAGCAAGCUAUGCCAGAGCCUCUAGCUUAGGAGCUAAAUCUUCUUCCAUGGUUGGUUCCAUGACUUCUAAUGCUGGUGCACUUGGUUGCCGCAGAGGCCGUCAGUGCUAGCAUAGCAUAUCAAUGAAAGAGCCAUUUUUUUUCUUUUUGUGUUUGAUUUUCAGUUUUACCAUAUUAUAGUAGCAUCUAAAUAUCAUAAUUGGUUUCCUCACACAUCACCAUCAUGCAUUCUUGACAAGUGUACAUUAAUUACACAUGUCAAUAUGUUAUAUGUUACCCAUUUUCCCAGCCACAUUGUGUUAUUGUUGGUCAACCUCAGCUGCUCGACUUGCUCCAGCUGAAACAAAACAAUACCAUUGUAGGAGCAGGUGCAGAAGCGUGGUCCGUUGUUUUCCUUUCUCUUCUUUGGUCCUUCCCAGCUCAUUUCACCAACCUUACCCACCAAUUCACAUGCAUAUUUUUCCCAAUGUCAAAUCAUGUCUCCUUACACACUGUUCAGUCUUUUUCAGUUUUAUAGGAUUUGAAUGAGCUGAGAUAUAUAUUAUAAAUUUUCUCUUAC